Molecule: messenger RNA, 4041 nt
Organism: Harmonia axyridis
Lineage: Eukaryota; Metazoa; Arthropoda; Insecta; Coleoptera; Coccinellidae
Product: zinc finger protein 808-like
Exons: 5
Coding region: 240-2339 (699 amino acids)
Biological process (GO): regulation of gene expression
Cellular component (GO): nucleus
Source: RefSeq, a predicted model, not a curated record
AUGAAUCUAUUUAUGGGGGAAUCCCCAGCUCAUGUGUUUGUCAUAAGAUCAGUUCAGUUUUACGUUGUGAGGUUUCACGAGUAUGCAGUAGUAUUUUUCGAGUGGAUAAAAUUCGUUUUACGUCUAUUAUACCUCGUCAUCUUUAUUGCUAACAAUAUGUCGUCAAAAAGAACUCUUAAACCUUGAUCUCUUGAUGAAAAUAUAGACUUUCAAAAGAAGUGUUGAAAGUAGUGGUGCGUAUGGAAGUCCCAAAUGUCUUUUUCAAACCAUUCAAUACAGAUGAGAUAAUUAUGCAAUCACAAAAUAACCGAAUUUUUCAGUGCUUUCGGUACGUAGAUGAUGAAAGGUUAACUAUUAAACCAAAUAUUGAAGUUGAUGAACAAUUUGUAAAAGAAAAUGGGGAAUCUGAUAAAGCAAUAGAAACUCCAAAAAAAUAUGAAAAUGAGAAACUAUACAAUUUGAAAUCAAAUGAGACUCCCAAGGAGAUUAAUCCAAAGAAAUAUGAAUGUGACUUGUGUGAUUAUGCAACAGCCCAAAAGGUGAAACUUAAAAAGCAUGUAGAUACAGUUCACUUGAAGAUAAAGCAAUACGAGUGUCAACUAUGUGAUUACACUACACCUUUAAAGGGCCCCCUAAAAUAUCAUAUCCAAAGAGUUCAUUUGAAUUUAAAGAAAAAUGAAUGUCACAUAUGCGGUUAUGCUACAUACCAAAAUUGCCACCAACAUCAUAUAGAAUCGGUUCAUUUGAAUAUGAAGCUGCAUAAGUGUCACCUUUGUGAAUUCGCUACAUCUGAUGAGACAAACAUUAAGGAGCAUAUAGAUUCGGUCCAUUUGAAUUUGAGGAAGUAUAAAUGUGAAAAAUGUGAUUUUGUAACAACACAUAAAAGAUAUUUAAGACGACAUGUGAAUUCAGCUCAUUUAAAGAAAUUUGAAUGUCACCUAUGUGAUUAUGGUUCAGCUCAAAAGAGAUAUCUUAGAGCGCAUAUAGAAUCAUUACAUUUAAAUUUGAAAAAAUACAAGUGUCACUUAUGCGACUAUGCAAGUUGUCGAAAACAGGACCUAAAACGUCAUAAAGUAUCGAUUCAUGCAAAUGAAAAGAAACAUAAGUGCCACUUAUGUACUUAUGCAACAGUUCGAAAAGAUUAUCUAAAAAAUCAUGUUGAAAUAUUACAUUUCAAUAUUAAAAAACAUAAGUGUCACUUAUGUGGCUAUGCAAGCGGUCGCAAGGGAGAUCUUAAAUCCCAUGUUGAAACAAUUCAUUCGAAUAAGAAAAAAAAAACAGUUCAUAAUAUCCGGAUGGAUAUCGAAAUGUUAAAAGUAGAAGUUGAUGAAGAUGAGAUCAAAGAAUUAUUUAAUUACAAUGCUCAGUACGUAGAUGAUGGAAGGUUAACUUAUAAAUCAAAUAUUGAAGCUGUUGAACGAUUUGUAGAAAGAAAUGAGGAAUCUGAUAAGACCAAAGAAACUCCAAAAAAAAAUGAAAAUGAGGCUUUAUCCAAUUUGAAAUCAAAUGAGACCCCUAAGAAGAAGAAGAAGGAGAUUAAUCCAAAGAAAUAUAAGUGCAACCAUUGCGAUUUUGCUUCAGCCCGAAAUGUUAACCUUAAAAGGCAUAUAGAUUCAGUUCACUUGAAGAUAAGACAAUAUGAAUGUCACUUAUGUGAUUACGCUGCAGCUGAAAAGGCCUCCCUUAAAUGUCAUAUGGAUUCAAUUCAUUCAAAAUUGAAGAAACAUAAGUGUCACAUAUGCGAUUUUGCUUCAGCUCUAAAAAUGAAUCUUAGAAGGCAUAUAAAUGCAGUUCACUUGAAUAUAAAACAUCAUAAGUGCCACCUUUGUGACUGUGCUACACUUGACCAGAAAAGUCUUGGGGAGCAUAUAAAUUCGGUUCAUUUGAAUUUGAAGAAAUAUGCAUGUCCGAAUUGUACUUAUUCCACAGCGUAUGAAGGAGGCUUAAGAAGACAUAUGAAUUCAGCUCAUUGGAAUUUAAAGAAGCAUAAAUGUCAUCUAUGUGAUUAUGCUUCAGAUCGAAAGGGACGACUUCAAGACCAUAUAGAUUCGAUGCAUCCAAAUAUAACAAAUUAUGAGUGCCACUUGUGUGACUAUACAGCAGUUCGAAAGGCAUCCCUUAAAGAUCAUAUCAAAUUCAUUCAUUUUAAUAUAACAAAACCGAAGUGUCACUUAUGUAACUAUGCCACCUCUCGUAAGGCAGACCUCAAAGCUCAUAUAGAUUCCGUUCAUUUAAAGAUGAAGAAAUACAAAUGUCACUUAUGCAAGUAUACUUCUGGUUGGAAAACGCAUAUCAAUUCUCAUUUGAGAUCUGCUCAUUCGGAAAUUAAACAACAUUAAGGUUACCUAUGUUGUCAAAUGAAUUGUAAAAAUCUAAUAUAGCCAAAAUGUGACUAAUAUUUUAUUCAAUUUAAUUUUAGAGGGCAGUAUUAGGAAUGUAUAAAGACUAUCUAGUGAGAAUACCAUAAUCUAAAAAAUACUCUAAGAAAAAUAUAAAUUAUUCUCUCAAAAAGUAUUUUUUCUAUAACAUAACCUAUUAUUUGAUAUAUCUAUGGUCGGGAAAAGCAGUUCUUGGCCAUAGACAAACUAAUCUAUCUAUCUAUGGUUCUUGGCUGUCAAACGCACAUUCAUAGAACAAAUAUAUACUUAAUUUAUGCGCACAUUGUUGUUAUGAUUGUUGCUUGAAAACAUUGCAAGCUAAAUUAAAAAAAAAUUCACAUUCUGUUUAAAAAAUAUUUAGAUGGAGAUCGAAAUGUUAAAAGUAGAAGUUGAUGAAGAUGAGAUCAAAGAAUCAACUUUUAGCUACAAUGCUCAGUACGUAGAAGAUGAAAAGUUAACUCCUAAACCAAAUAUUGAACAAUUUUUAGAAGAAAAUAAGGAAUCUCAUAAGACAAUAGAAACUCCAAAAAAAUAUGAAAAUGGGGUAUUAUCUGAUUUGAAAUUGAAUGAGACUCCCAAGGAGACUAAUCCAAAGCAACAUAAGUGUAAUUUUUGUGAUUAUGCUUCCAAUCGCAAGUCUUACGUUGAAAGGCAUAUAGAUUCAGUUCACUUGAAAAUAAAGCAUUAUAAAUGUCAACUAUGUGAUUAUGUUGCAGGUCAAAAGAGCCACCUAAAAUCUCAUAUAGAAUCAGUUCAUUUGAAUAUGAAAAAACAUAAGUGUCAUAUAUGCUAUUCUGCUUCAUUUCAAAAGGCGGGAGACCUCAAAUCUCAUAUCGAAUCAGUUCAUUUGAAUAUAAAGAAUCACCAAUGUCACUUAUGCGAUUUUGCUUCAUUUCGAAUUGCGAACCUUAGAAAGCAUAUAGAAUCGAUUCAUUUGAAUAUGAAGCAACAUAAGUGUCACCUUUGUGAGUUUGCUACAAAUUACAAGACAAACCUCGAAGAGCACAUAGAUUCGCUUCAUUUGAAUUUGAAGAAGUAUAAAUGUGAAAAAUGUGAUUUUGCAACAGCGUAUAAAGAAGGCUUAAGACGACAUAUGAAUUCAGCGCAUUUGAACUCAAAUAAACAUAAAUGUCACCUAUGUGAUUAUUGUUCAGCUCAGAAAUUACGUCUUCAAGAGCAUAUAGAAAUAGUCCAUUUGAAUAUAAAGCAGCAUAAGUGCCACCUCUGCGAUUAUGUCGCAGCUCAAAAAGGAAAUCUUAAAGCUCAUAUUCAAUCAGUCCAUUUUAACAUAAAGAAACAUAAAUGUCACUUAUGUUGUUAUGGUUCAGCUCGAAAGGUACGUGUUCAAGAACAUAUAGAAUCAGUUCAUUUAAAUAUAAAGAAAAAUAAAUGCAACUUGUGUGAUUAUGCAGCAGUUCAAAAAGGACAUCUUAAGGUUCAUAUAGAAUCAGUUCAUUUAAAUAUAAAGAAACACAAAUGUCACUUAUGCAAGUAUGCUUGCAGUCGUAAAGCAGAUCUCAAAGCUCAUAAAGUAUCCAUUCAUUCGACAGUUAAGUAACUCUACCUGAGUGAUUAUAUUACUAUUCAAAAUGAAAAUUGGCUGUUAUAACUGAUGUAAAAAAUUAAUUGAUUAUUAAAGAUUUCAGCUGAAGUGUUAAGUUCA